Messenger RNA from Knipowitschia caucasica, 633 nucleotides. The record is from the annotation of a GenBank genome assembly. NCBI's taxonomy places the organism in Eukaryota, Metazoa, Chordata, Actinopteri, Gobiiformes, Gobiidae.
AUGGGUUUGUGUUGUUGUUGGGUUGUGGGGGUGGAGGUGGGGGGGAUUUGUGUGAAGUAUUUGGGGGAAGAGUGUGUGUAUGGUAGGGUAGUGGGUGUGGUGGUGGGAAUAGUUAGUUGUGGUUGUGUGUGUUGUUUUGUGUGUGUUUUUGGGUUGUGUGUGUGUUGUUGGGAUGAGUGUGUUUUGUUGGGGUUGUGUGUGUGUUGGUGGGUUGUGGUUGUGGAUUUGGGGGGUAGUGUUUGUGUUUUGGGUUGUGUUUGUGGUGUUGGGAGAGUGUUGUUUGGUUGGGGGUUGGUGGGUGUUUGGUUGGUUGUGUGUGUGGUGGUAGGUUGUGGGUGUGGUGGUUGGGUUGUGGGUGUGUUUUUGGGUUGUGUGGUGUGUGUGUGUGGUUUUGGUUUGGGAUGUUUGUGGGGUUGUGUGUGUGGUUAUGGGGAAGAGGUGAGUGUUAUGAUGGGGUUGUGUGAGUGGUGGAUGGGUUGUGGGUGUGUUUGUUGGGGGUUGUUGUGUGAGUUGUUGGGGGGUUGUGUUAGUGUAUGUUGGGGGGAUAGAGUGGAUAGAGUUGUGAAGGUGGUGUUGUGGUGUUGGGUUUGUGUGUGUGUUUGGUUGUGUGUGUGUGUUUGGGUUGUGGUUUGA